Carassius auratus (goldfish) is the source of this 517-nucleotide messenger RNA. It is a transcript of the gene dynlt1a, whose product is annotated as dynein light chain Tctex-type 1a. The transcript has 6 exons. Gene Ontology annotation, cellular component: cytoplasmic dynein complex; cytoplasm. Gene Ontology annotation, molecular function: dynein intermediate chain binding. Gene Ontology annotation, biological process: microtubule-based movement. Bases 1 to 387 code for a protein of 128 amino acids. NCBI's taxonomy places the organism in Eukaryota, Metazoa, Chordata, Actinopteri, Cypriniformes, Cyprinidae. The record is from RefSeq and is a predicted model, not a curated record.
AUGAAGAACAGUACACUACAAAACACUCUGGAUAAAACCGAGCAAUGGACGAGGAUUCCGUCUGCUGAGGAGACUACAUUUGUUGUGGAUGAGAUUACCACAGUUAUCAAAGAAGCUGUUGAAAGCACCAUAGGUAACAGCUCUUACCAGCACAGUCAAAUCAACCAGUGGAUGUCAAGCAUUGUAGAGUCAAGUCUAAGCCAGCUAACUAAAUUAGGAAAGCCUUUCAAGUACAUAGUGACAUGCAUCAUACUCCAAAAAAAUGGGGCAGGUUUGCACACUGCCAGCUCGUGUUUCUGGGACAACAGUACAGAUGGGAGUUGCACGAUACGAUGGGAGAAUAAAACCAUAUACUGCAUAGUUAGUGUUUUCGGGCUUGCCAUUUGAGGAUGAAUAUCAGCAUGCAGGCCUGUCUCCUGUUCAGUGGUUUCCAAACAUUUUUGUAAGCCUCAUAAACAAGCAAUGAUGUCGCUGUUUAAUUUGAAUAAAACUUGAAUAAAUUUAUCUGAAAUUCUAA